CCGAGCGCGCCGCCUGAGCCGGAGCGGCCUGAGGGGGCCCCGGGAGGCGCAGGAUGCGGCUGGCGGCGCUGCUGAGGGCGGCGGCGGGAGGCGGCGGCUGGCGGGAGCGCUUCGACUGCGGCGGCCGCGACGUGGCGCGCUGGUUCCCCGGGCACAUGGCUCGAGGGCUGAAGGACAUGAGGAGGAGCCUGCGCGCCGUGGACGGCCUGCUGGAGGUGCACGACGCCCGCAUUCCACUUUCCGGCCGGAAUCCUGCCUUGAAUGAGGUCCUGGGGAUCCGCCCACAUUUGCUGGUGUUGAAUAAAAUGGAUUUGGCAGAUCUGACCCACAAGUCGAGAAUUCUGGAACUUUUGGAACAGCAAGGUUUGCAGCACGUUGUCUUCACCGAUUGCUUAACAGAUGAAAAUGUCAAGAAGCUUGUUCCCAUUCUCACAGGGCUGAUCAAAAACAGCCAGCGCUAUCAGAGGGCGGAGAAUGUGGAUAACAACAUCAUGGUGAUCGGAGUGCCGAAUGUGGGCAAAUCCUCAGUCAUCAAUUCACUGAGAAAGCUGCACCUCGGGAAAGGAAAAGCCGCGCCAGUUGGUGGGGCGCCAGGUAUAACCAGAGCGGUUCUGACCAAGAUCCAGGUGUCUGAAAAGCCCCUCAUGUACUUGCUGGAUACUCCUGGGGUGCUGUCCCCCCAAAUUGAGUCCGUUGAGACAGGGCUGAAGCUGGCACUUUGUGGAGCAAUUCUGGAUCACCUGGUGGGAGUGGAGGUCAUUGCUGACUACCUUCUGUAUGUGCUGAACCAGCAGCAGCAGUUCAGCUACGUGGAGCGUUACGGGCUGAGCGGCCCCUGCGAUGAGGUGGAGAGCGUCCUCAAAAGCAUAGCACAGCACCUGGGCAAGGUGCAGAAGGUCCGGGUCCUGACGGGCACAGGGAAUGUGAACGUCUCCAUCCCGAAUUACAACGCAGCAGCCUGUGACUUCAUCUCCGCCUUCCGCAAGGGGCUUCUGGGGAAGGUGAUGCUGGAUCAAGGGGGCGAGGGCCUCGCCUGACCUGGCCCUUUUCCUCUGGGAAGCCCCCGGGGCCUGCCAGGAGGAAGGAGCCGCACUGCCUUUGAGGAGCCCUUUGGCUUUCUUCAGAAGCUCAGCUGGGUUGGGCCUUGCAACGUCCAAGGGGCCAUUACAGCCGGGCCUUUUGGGGGGCAAGAGGUGAUGCAAACUCCCUUGGAAGAGUCUCCCCUUGGACCUCUUCUACGACUCAUCCUGGAUCAUUUGGUGUCUGUUUUCCAAUCCUCCGUGCCGUGUCUUGCCUGGGGUGACGAAGCAAUAGCUGGAGAGAUCUAUUGUUUGCCUCCCAUUUGAUUGCAUUGUGACCUGUUCAAGGCCAGGUUCACAAAUGCUGCCAUCCUACAAUGAAAUUAACACCCUGUUGCAAGUUAAACUACUGCUAUCCCAUGUUUUGUAACAGAGCUGCAUCCCAUAGUUUGGCUUCCCCUUUUGGAUAUUACGAAUAAACAAUUUUAAGAUUGCUUUUCCAUUGGCAUUGCACCAACUUCCCUCCUGCCAAGGAAGAAAGAAAGAAAACAUCAGGGAUGCAGAAGACACAAAGGAUAAAAGCAAGAAUAAGAUGAAGAUGCAAACUGACUUAUGAAGGAGAGAAACACCAAGAACUAAGGAGACAUUUCCCGACAG
This is a messenger RNA of Thamnophis elegans (Western terrestrial garter snake), 1676 nucleotides long. It is a transcript of the gene MTG1, whose product is annotated as mitochondrial ribosome associated GTPase 1. The record is from RefSeq and is a predicted model, not a curated record. Gene Ontology annotation, molecular function: GTP binding; GTPase activity. Lineage: Eukaryota; Metazoa; Chordata; Lepidosauria; Squamata; Natricidae. The coding region runs from base 54 to 1037 and encodes 327 amino acids. Gene Ontology annotation, cellular component: mitochondrion. The transcript is spliced from 11 exons.